UUCUCAAUUACCCGCCAAAAGGUAUAUAUUUAACGGAUUAAAAUUUCAUACUUUCAAAUUUCUAAACGUCUCUCCUUCUUCUCUAUCUCUAUUCACUUCUCUUUCGCUCGCUCUAGGGUUUCCUCUCCUUCUCUCUUGUUGCCAUGACUACUCUUCUCUCUGUCCUUUGCAGGUUUCGCACGGAAACACCGGUGAUUUUGGCUCAAUUUCGUCAGAAAACGCCUGAACGACGAUGUUUAUGGAUUUUAUCAGGUGAGCGAUACGAAGAUAAUGGAAUCUACUGCGGAGGUUGAAUCUAGGGAUUUGUUGGAGGUGAGAUCGGAGGGUUUAGGUGAAAAGAGACCGGUGGAGAAUGGGGAGGGUGUUGAAUUGGGGGGACCUGUGGCGAAGAAGGCGAGAAUUGGUGGUGGAGUGGUAGGGAAUAUUAAGAAAAUGGCGGAGAUUGUGCUGGUGUUGGCGGCGAUGGGGAAGAUGAGGGGAGGGAGGAGUCCGACGAUGGCGGAGAAGGAGAUGAUAGCGGAGGCGAGGACAAAGUUGGUCGGGGUGUGUGAAGGGUUUGCACCGAAGGAUCUGUUUCCGAGGGAUGCAUUUGGAACGGUUAUUGACGAUCUGGGGCUCAAUAAGUUGAGGGAACAAAGGUUAGGGUUUCGGCCUCCUAAGCUCUCGAUUGCUGAGAAGUUGUUGCUCACCAAGCAAAAGAUGGAAAAAUCUGAGAAUUUUUCUCUGCAUUCUGGUCCACAUUUAUCUCAACGGUUGCAAAUGAACUCUGGUGCAGCCACUGAAAGCUGUGGGACAUCCCAUGCUGUUCGAAUGUUUCCAGCAGAUAAAUCAAAUCAUGCGCAAAUUUCUUCUGCAGGUGUUCAAGGCAAAAAUUUAGGUCACGUUUCUGCAGCAAAUUCUACAGGGUUGCCAUAUCAAUUGCCCAGUAGUGAAGUAAGACCAAUGGUUUCUAGUGGAUUGCCCAGCAGUCAUGUGGUUAGGGAUUCUUCAUUUGCAUUGCCUAGAGUUGAACAAACGCGUUUCAGGUUGGAUGGAAGAUCAAAUGGUUCUUCCAAUAUUUUACAAGCUCCAGGAAAUUCUUCUAGUGAUCACAAAAUGGUGAAAACUCCGACGUGGUCCGUGCAACCCCAAUCUGCUUCAUCUUCUAAAGUUGUAUCAGAUAAUAAGGAGUUGGCUCAUACCUCUAUUCAGGUUGAGGGAGCUGCUGAUAUGAAUACGUCACGGAUGGCCCCUCAAGCAACAUCCAAACCAUUUUCAACUCAAACCACAUCUGCAAAGUCCCCGAGCAUGCAUCAGCAUUUACAGGGCAUGAACUUUGUUCAAGCUCCCUCUUUAGGCAAUAGGCACAAUGAAAUUAGUAAAAUUGUUCAGAAAUUAUUGCACCCACAUCUUCCACAGCAUCCCACCUGGACCCCUCCUUCCAGGGAUUACAUGAAUAAGGCUUUGACUUGCCAAAUCUGCAAGCAAACUUUUAAUGAUGUGGACAGUGUACUUGUUUGUGACGCAUGUGAGAAAGGAUUUCACUUAAAAUGUCUUCAGCUUUCUAAUCAGAAGGUAGUUCCUAGAGGUGAGUGGCAUUGUGGAAUGUGUUUGACGGUAAGCCAGGGGAAACCUUUACCCCCUAAGUAUGGUCGUGUCACGAGGAACAUAAAUGCCCCUAAACUUUCUUCGAACACAGCUCUGAUUGAGUCAUCUGCAGAGAAGAAAGUGGGGACUUUGGAUGAGAAGGCCAGUCAGCAGAAGAUAACUGCAAAUGGAAAUCCUUAUUUACAAAGUCCUCUAACUGUUACGAAUAUUAUUAGCAAUCCAGCAUCUGGUUCAAAGAUGGUAAAUGUUGGCGAAAUGCUAGGGAAUGAUACUUUAUCAAACAGAGUUCAAAUGGAUGACAAUCCAUCUCCUGAAACUUUUCCAAGCAACUUGACGAAAUCCUCAGGGGCUGCUUGUAUUUCUCCUACUGGCUUAUCAGUCCAAAGAACAUGUGUAGAGGAAUUGGUUCCUGAAUCAAGCACACGCCCCCCAGCAAAAUCUAAGACAGUCACUUACAAAUCACAAGCCCCUAGCAAAGCUCAAGAUAAUGACCAAACAAACCUAGCAAAGAGUGCUGAAAUUCCAUUUAAGCAAUGUUCUAAUGACAAACAUAUGAUGAAGGAUUCGGAGAAAUCUUGUGGUGGAGAAAAUUUGAACUGCAAUUCAAAUCAUGAAAUUAAGCAACAUGAGCGAGGAGUUGCACAAGCUAAUCCUGUUGAAACUUCUGGGACCAGUACUGGGACUACAGACUGUGAUAGGUCUUCAUUAGAUGGCUUGCAUAGUGUUGAUUGGAUAGGCAAUAUACUUCAAGUUGUGGAUGAGAAAACAUAUCACCAGUCUUUCCAUGUCAAUGGAGUUGAAUAUAAAGUUCAGGAUUAUGCUCUUUGUCGUUCUAUCAACGGCAAAGUGAUGCCAUCUAAACUUCAGGCCAUGUGGGAAGAUAGCAAAACCAGAUCAAAAUGGGUUAUGGUUAAUCGUUGUUACUUUCCUGACGACUUACCAGAGGAGGUUGGCUGCCCUCCUGUGCCAGAAAGCAACGAGGUGUACGAGUCUAAUCAUGAAAGCACAGUAAUGGCUGGCUUGAUUCAGGGACCAUGUGAAGUUCUUCCCCCACGCCAAUUUAUUAAGGAAAGUGAAAGGAGAACUCUUUUAGGGAUGGAGGCAAAUGAUGGUUUACAACCACUUUUCCUGUGCAAAUGGUUUUAUGAUGAACGAAAACGGCUAUUCCGAGCUGUUUCCAGUUAGUUAAAGGUCAGACAUUUGUAGGAGACAUUCUUUACCAUGCUCUUGUUGCAGCUAUGCCAUGGCCCUCCCUUUGAUCAGGUAGCCAGUUGCAGAGCAUCCUCUUAGACAAUUGAUCAAGGGAUUUACAAUAUUGAAUUUCUUGUACAAUAUGUAGGUUUGCGUUAGUCUUUCAUUUUCUUCGCAGUAAUUGAAUUCAGAAAUUUCCUGUACCAUAUGUAGAGCGUUUGGCCUAGUCUUCAUAAUUUUCUUGGCAGUAAUUCAAAUCAAACAUUUUCAUGCCCAUAUUGGUGCCCCAAGCCCUUUUCUGGAUAUGGCAAAACAAUGUAUGAUAGGUAUGUCCUCCGCUCUGUACUCUUGGGGGUUUGAAUUACUAAUUAGAUACGAAAACUGCUUUUGUUUGGUCAGAUAAUGCAGAAUUUUGUAACAAGGGAGGAAAAUUGUCUGAUCUGUGAAUCGGGUUGAAAUUUGUAUGGUCUUCAUUUAUUUCAUCAAAUGCGAAACUAUCAAUGAAAUGUCAUUUUUACCGUGAAGUUAUAAUUUUUAGUCGAUGAAG
Molecule: messenger RNA, 3325 nt
Organism: Ilex paraguariensis (yerba mate)
Lineage: Eukaryota; Viridiplantae; Streptophyta; Magnoliopsida; Aquifoliales; Aquifoliaceae
Source: the annotation of a GenBank genome assembly